Messenger RNA from Durusdinium trenchii, 3135 nucleotides. The record is from the annotation of a GenBank genome assembly. NCBI's taxonomy places the organism in Eukaryota, Dinophyceae, Suessiales, Symbiodiniaceae.
AUGCCGACUCCCGUGCUGGAGGGGACUGCAAUUGCUGCCAGCUUUGCUGCGAUAGGAUCUACCUUGACCACGGCAAUACAGCCACGAGCGCGCAAUCAGAGGGAGCCCCUGUGUGACAUAUCAGGGACGCUCGAAGUCCUUCAGCAAGUAAGAGAAGCAGCUACCGAUGCGUGUGGUGCUGGUAUACAGAAGCUGGUUGGUCUUGUCAAGCGAAAAAAUGCAGAAAUGAGUGAAGAAGAGUUUCAGCAGCUGCUCACUUUUCUUGGAGCCGUGCCUUUGUUCCAGAAGCAGCUUCCACGAGCUGAGCUUCCUCGGGUUGCUGCGGCUCUCAAAUCAGUUUCUUUCGAGCCUGGUGAGCGUGUCAUCGAGGCUGGUCGAGAAGGACAGAGCUUUUUUAUCAUCAAGGCCGGUGAGGCAUCUGUCAUUAGAGAGGACGAAACAGGUGCCGAGUUCGAGUGUGCAACCUUGUACAACUAUGACUACUUCGGUGGCCGAACGCUAAUAGAGAAGCGACCCAACGUUGCCACAAUUGUGGCGAAGGGAGCUCAGCCUUUGGAGCUACUGACGCUAUCGCGGGAGGACUUCCAAAAGUUGGGGUUCCACGAGAAGCUGAAGUUUGCGAGGCGGCCAGCCAUCUACGAAGGUCGCAGAAUGGAAGACAUCAUGGUGGAGCCAAGGCGCAAGCUGAUUGUGAUGGACGAGGAAAACGAAGACCUUCCUUUGGCUGGCCUGGCCAGCUCUGAGUUGGAGUUCAUCGUGAAGGCUGUGAAGAACAAUCCAAAUCUGCGGGGAGCAUACGGCAAGGAUGAGGAGACAAUCCGUUCGAUGGCUGCUCAAGCUCGUCGCAUCCAAGUGCCACCUGAAAAAGAGAUUGCACAAGCUGGCAAUCUGGGGCAUGAGUUCUUCAUCAUCAGCCAGGGCUCCUUCGACUUGUUCUCCAAUGUCAGGAGAGGGAAAGCUGGAGUUCGCUCUGCAGAGGCUGUGUUUACCAGCAGCUCCAUGACAGAGCGACUCGUUCGAAAGCAGCAGUUCCUCCUUGACAUGCUCAAGGAGAGGAAGAAAGAUGGGCCAGUGCAAACCGUGCGCAAUUCCAUGCUUCCAGCUACAAACCAAAAAAGGCCAGACAGACAAAAGUGGACGGCCAACUCAUCGAUGGGGGUGACCAAGAAGGGAUCGAUGCCUGCGAGGAAGCAACGAAGGGGCUCAGAGGCAAACUCUUCUGGUGGUACUCCUUCCACGAGCUUCAGAGCGUUCUUUCCGCGGACCAUAUCAGUAGAACCUCCUGACCAGGAGGACGACGAAUCCUCACCGUUUCAACCUGGAGACAAAGUUGCAGCUCUGGUGGCUGGCUGGGAUGUCCAGAAGGAAAUGGGUGUUGGCAAGGUGAUAGAGGUGGUUGUCCCAGGGCCACAAGGUACCGUCACGGUUGAAUUCCCCGAUGGAACUCGAGAAGCCAAGGUGCAGCUGCUUCGACCAGUAGAGGACGCAACUCCUUUGUGUCGGCUUGUGUCGGGUGAGUGCUACGGAGAGCUUUCUCUCCUGUACAACACGCGUCACUUGGCUACCUGCAAAGCUGUUGAACCAUCAGUGGUUUACGUUGUGCCGUACAGGGCAUUCAAACAGUGCUUUGGCAAUCGGGAACGGGCUCAGGAGAAAGCAUGGAUCAAGCUUUUGGACGAGGUGCACUUCUUGAACGCGCUGGUAAGAUCUGAACGAGCCGAGGUUGCUCGUAAUGCUGUUGGCCAGAUGAGCUUCAAGCCAGGUGAAAAGGUCAUGACGCAGGGUGAGAUGACCGAGCAGCUGUGGUUCGUAGUGGAGAAGGGCAGCUGCCAUGUCACGCGCAAGGACUCAGCAGGCCAUAUUGAGUUGUCCGCAGAGCUGCGCCGAGGCAACCAUUUUGGGGAGCGGUCCAUUUUCCUGCAGCAGCGAACAGCUGAGGUCACUGUUGAGGCUGGUGCAAAGGGCAUGACUUGCCUGGUUCUUGACGGUGAGCUCCUGCGAAACUUGCCUCUGGGUGUCACUGGCGAAGAAACCGACUUCGGAGUGCCUGGCACGGAGCAGUCGCUUGUGGAGUACCACAGAAAGUCCUCUGCAGCAGUUCGACCUCAACGAGAGGAGAUCCCUUUUGACGAACUCGAGCGAACGCAUGUGCUGGGCGAAGGUGGCUUUGGCGCUGUGUAUCUUUGCCACAGGAAAAACAAGCCAGGCAUUGAGUAUGCGCUCAAGCGACUUUCGAAAGGCUACAUUGUCCAGGCCAAUGCAGAGAAGCAGGUUUGUGCAGAACGCGAUAUCCUUUCAAUGAUGGAUUGUGAUUGCAUAACUCGCUUCUACGGCUCCUACCAGGACACUGAAUAUGUCUACAUGCUAAUAGAGCUGGUGCCUGGUGGACACCUGUACCAGCUGCUUUGCGACAAGCCGCAGGUCUUGCUUUCUGACAAGCCUCGAGGCUAUGCGGCCAUGUUUUACAGUAGCUGUGUCAUUUUGGCCUUUGAAUAUUUGCACGAGCGGCGCAUCGCCUACAGGGACUUGAAGCUUGAGAAUGUGCUUUUGGACAGCACUGGCUAUGCCAAGCUUUGUGAUAUGGGCUUUGCACGCUUUGUUUUGAGCAAAACCCACACUCUCCUGGGAACUCCAGAAUAUAUGGCUCCCGAGAUGAUAGAUCCUCCACAUGGUCACAACCACAUGGUGGACUGGUGGGCUCUUGGGGUCUUGGUUUUCGAGAUGCUCAGUGGGCAGGCUCCCUGGGACAACAUGGGCUACGAUGACAACCCCAUGGGGCAGCUACUAGCACUGCGAGAAAGCCAAAAUCAGGGCUUGCCAGACGGCUUCCUGCCUCCCUCGCUGAUCCUUGCGAGGGACUUUAUCAAGAAGCUCGUCGUUGUCAAGCCCGAGAGAAGACUAGGUGCACAUGGAGUGGAGGAGGUGAAGAAUAGUGGCUGGUUCAAAUCUGGCACCUUCUCCUGGGAGCGCUUGGUGGCCCGGCAAAUGUCACCUCCAUACCAGCCUCCAGCUGCGACAUAUUCAGAAGAACCGGUGCCCAAGCCUGCGCAGGCCUCGCGAGAAAGCAUGUCUGAGGGAAGGAACAAGCUCUUUGUCAAAAGCAGUGCGCAGGAUGACUGGGCUGCGGAUUUUUGA